UACUCAUUUCUGAGCACAUCCAUCUUGACUUUUGCAUGGCCACUCUGGUCCCUGUUUCGCAUCUCUGAUUCCAAUCCCAAUCCCAAUUCAAGACUGAUGAUGCAGCCUUCUUGCAAGCACUCAAGGUUUCUUUCUAGAGGACUAAGCACUAGUUCAUCAGUGGUCUAUACUUCAUUAUACAUAGUUGCACUGCAUAUUCCCUAACUCUGAUCGAAUUUGAGGACACGUCAGAUUAGGAGAAUAAAUUAUUGGAAAAUUUCUUGCAUCUAGCAUUCCAUGUUUAGACCCCUCCCUUUCUCUCUCCUCCCCCCAACCACCUUGCCAUUAUAUAAGUAGAGCCAUCAAAGAGCCAUUUCCAAGGGCUCUACACGAAGUUAGGUCACUAGUGGUUGUAACGAACCUCCGGCUCCUAGUGAAAGUUUCAGACCCCGUUUUUAGUAAGUGAGGCUAGGGGCUUGCUUGGCCAGGAUGAAGUUCAUGAAACUUGGCACCCGGCCUGACACCUUCUUCACAUCUGACUCCGUGAGGUCUGCCUGCACAGAGGUGGCCACUGACCUGCAAAUCCUGGUGGAUAACCGCGUGUAUCACCUCCACAAGUUUCCGCUGCUCUCGAAAUGCAUGCUUCUGCAAGCGCUCUGCGCCGACUCUGGCGGCGGCGACGCCGUCGAGCUACAGGGCUUCCCGGGCGGUGCGGAGGCGUUCGAGGCCUGCGCCAAGUUCUGCUACGGCAUCACUGUCACGGUGAGCGCGCGCAACCUCGUCCCGCUCCGGUGCGCGGCCGCGCACCUCGGCAUGUCCGAGGCCGCCGACCGCGGUAACCUCGCCGCCAAGCUCGACGCGUUCCUCGCCUCCUGCCUCCUCCGCCGUUGGAAGGACGCGCUCGGCGUGCUCCACUCCACGCGCCACUAUGCCCCGCUCUGCGAGGACCUCGGCCUCACGUCCCGCUGCGUGGACGCCGUGGCCGCCCUCAUCACCAGCCCCGACACUGCCUUGCCCGCCAGGUCGACGUCGGUGUCGCCGUGGUGGGCGCACGACAUCGCCGAGCUCGGCGUCGACCUGUUCUGGCGCAUCAUGGUGGCAGUCAAGGCGACUGGCGCCGUCCACGAGAAGACUGUCGGCGAUGCGCUAAAGGCGUACGCGCGGCGGUGGCUGCCGAACGUCGCCAAGGACGGGCUCUCCGCGGACCAGCCGUUUGACGAAGCCGGCAUUGCCGACGACGCCGACGCCAGCGUGAAGCAGAUCACCACGAAGCAUCGCCUCUUGCUUGAGAAGAUCGUGAGCCUGCUCCCGGCGGAGAGGGACGCCGUGUCAUGCGGCUUCCUGCUCAAGCUCCUCAAGGCGGCCAACAUCCUGAGCGCGUCCGCGGCGUCCAAGGCGGAGCUCGUGAGGAGGGUGGCGUGGCAACUCGAGGAGGCCAGCGUCGCCGACCUGCUGAUCCCGUCGCUGUCCUGCGUCAGCGAGACGCUGUACGACGUGAACGCUGUGGCGGCCAUCGUCGACGAGUUCGCGCUGCGACACGCGGCGGCCGCACCGCCGCCGGCGCCGCUGGCUCUCUAUGGGAGCCCCGACGACAGCCCAGCGCACUCAGCCGGGCAUCGGCGGUCACGCUCGGCAGAGAGCGUGAGCUUCGACGGCUCACGUCGGUCCCUGUCGGCCGCGCCCGUUUCGCCGGGCGUGCUUGUGAGGGUGGGCAGGCUGGUGGAUGGAUUCUUGGUGGAGGUGGCCAAGGACCCCAACCUGCCGCUGGACAAGCUGCUCGCCAUUGCCGAGGCCCUGCCAGACAGCGCCCGGCCUGAGAACGAUGGCCUCUACAAAGUCGUCGACACGUACCUCAAGGCGCAUCCGGAGAUGAGCAAGAGCGCCAGAAAGCGGCUGUGCCGAGUGCUCAACUGCCGGAAGCUGUCGGAGAAGUCGUGCGCGCACGCGGCGCAGAACGAGCUGCUCCCGCUCCGCGUGGUCGUGCAGGUGCUCUUCUUCGAGCACGCUCGCGCGGCGGCGCUGUUGGGAGGCCACGCCGCCGUCGCCACGGACCUGCCGAGCAACAUCCGAGCGCUGUUGUCCAAGUCUGGGUCGUCGGAGGACGACGAGACCGACCGCGUCGACGAGCAGCGGCUCCGGGCGCUCGCGUCCGGCGCGUCCCCGGGCGACGACUGGAGCGUGGAGGGUCUCCGGCGUGCGGCGUCCAAGAUCGCCACGCUGCGGAUGAAGCUGGAGGAGGACGACGACGAUGACCACGCCGCCGACGAAUUCGAGCGCAAGGCCGGGCUGGCGCGCAGCGCGUCGCUGAGGUUCAGGGCGUUCUGCGCCAUCCCGGCCGGGAAGCCGAAGCGGGUGCUGAGCAAGCUGUGGCCGCUCGGCAGACGCGGCACCAUUAGCCACUAGCCAUUAUUAGGUUUUUCUUGUGAUCUCCACUUUUCAAAUGGUGAUUUGUUUGUCCCUUCUACUUCUUCCUCCUACGUCUAGUUGUAAUUUUAAUGGUUACAAUAAAUAGAAAUUGCACAGGCUACUUACUCCUCUUACAUGUAUGUAAGUUGAUUGAGCUUCAACUCGAGUGGCAAGUAUGA
Phragmites australis (common reed) is the source of this 2564-nucleotide messenger RNA. RefSeq names its product BTB/POZ domain-containing protein At1g67900-like. The transcript is spliced from 4 exons. Lineage: Eukaryota; Viridiplantae; Streptophyta; Magnoliopsida; Poales; Poaceae. The record is from RefSeq and is a predicted model, not a curated record. The coding region runs from base 469 to 2382 and encodes 637 amino acids.